GGUACGCAGGUUUGAACGCACGUUAAUUGGUUUUUAACUCCAACAUGACAUCCGUUCAGCAAUUCUACAAAGGCUCAACGAUCCUGAUUUCCGGGGCAACUGGAUUUCUCGGUCAUAUUUUGUUGGAAAAGACCCUUAGGACCCUGCAGCCACGCAAGGUGUAUCUUCUGAUCCGAAAGAAAAAGGGACUGGACGCCCAGCAGCGGCUGCGUGAGAUGAUGAGGGGAGUAGUUUUCGACAGGGUUCGCUCGUUGUCUUCUGUAGCCAAGGUGGAAGCAGUUGAAGUGGACUCGAGUCGACCGGAUUUGGCUUUGGAUGCAGAAACGCGUCGUCAGCUGGAGGAAGAAGUUGAAAUUGUUUUUCAACUGGCAGCGUCAGUUAGUUUCAAUGAAUCCCUUGAAACAGCGCUGAGAGAAAACGUACAGAACAAUCUACAUCUGUAUGAAUUGGUGAAAUCAAUGGAAAAUCUACAAGCGGCAAUGCAAGUUUCGACGAUUUACUCAAAUUGCGAUCUUAAAACUAUUGGUGAAAAAGUGUAUAACGGUGUUGGGUUUGGAGGGUAUAAUUCUAUCCUAAAACUUCUAAGAGGACUGGAUGACAAGGAAAAGGAAGUGUUAACUCCAUUCAUCCUGAAAGGUUUACCUAAUACGUACACUUUCGCCAAAAAGUGUAUUGAGAGUCAGAUUGAACAAGAAUUUUCCCAUUUACCAUUUGGGAUAUUCAGACCACCUGGUAUAACGACCACCUACCGAGAACCUCUGGUAGGAUGGAUCAACAAUCUGUACGGAGCCGGUGGGUACGUCCUACCAUUGAUUUUCGGAUUGUACAGUGCGUUCUACGUUGAUAAUGCCACAGUUUUGAUGCUUGCCCCCGUGGAUUAUUGUGCUAAUGCCUUGCUAUUGAGUGCUUCCGAUGUGGCGAGGAACUUCAACAACCGUGGAAGUGAUAUACCUGUCUACAACUACACUGGCAAUUAUUGUCCAAAUGCUGGUGAUAUGUACAAAUAUUUAACCGAAGGAUUGCCGGUGCCUCAGAGAUACAUCUACCGUCACUUCAUGCACACUCGUACCUCGAACGAGACUCGCUAUCGCUUUGCCAUGCAGCUGAUGCGAGUUCACGCCUCGGCCCUGGAUCAGAUACGAAUUAUGACAGGGCAGAGACCGGGCAUCCGGAAAGCUAUCGAUCGUGCGCUUCAAAUGACGAACAAAUCGAGACCCCUGACGGUAACAAAGUGGGACAUAGAAAACGCAAAUAUCAGGCGAAUCCAGCAGAACUUGGACCCGAAAGAGCGGAAAAUGUUCAACUGCGAUCUGGGGAGUGUCGAUUGGCGCCAGCACUUUGCGGGUUUCAUUCCUGGGAUUAAAAAAUAUGUGCUGAAAAUGGCGUGAAAAUGUGCUUGAAUUUAUUAAUUUGUAUGUAGUAAAAUACAAUUGGACAACACA
Molecule: messenger RNA, 1442 nt
Organism: Aedes aegypti (yellow fever mosquito)
Lineage: Eukaryota; Metazoa; Arthropoda; Insecta; Diptera; Culicidae
Product: fatty acyl-CoA reductase wat
Exons: 3
Coding region: 45-1388 (447 amino acids)
Biological process (GO): long-chain fatty-acyl-CoA metabolic process
Cellular component (GO): peroxisome
Molecular function (GO): alcohol-forming very long-chain fatty acyl-CoA reductase (NADP+) activity
Source: RefSeq, a predicted model, not a curated record